CAUAAAGCCUUCUGGAACUCUCUGCUAGCUGUGCCAAGCGUAUAUAGAAACCAGAGGGACUCUCUUCUUUCCGUGUCUUUAUUUAAAGCCUUUACCUCUAUCCCUAUUAUAUAUAAUCCAAAAAAUAGAGGCGAAAUCGAAACCCUAAAUUCAAUAGGCGAAAUCGAAACCCUAAUUUGAUUUCGAAGAAGAAAACUUGUCUGAAACUAUGGCCAUACUCUCUGAAUACGAAGAAGAAGAUCAGAGGCCUAUGGAGUCAUCGUCGUCAACGACGACGAAGCCUUUCAAUGCCGAGUUCGAUCCGUCGAACCCCCUAGGGUUCGUCAAGAACGUGUUCGAAUUCGUUUCUCUAGAGUCGAAUCUCUUUAGAAGCGAGUCGGUGAUUAGAGACGUGACGGCGUUGGCUCGUUCGGUUAAAGAGAAGGUGGAUGCGGAGGAGAGGAAGAGGAAGGAGAAGGAGCUGAAGGAGAAGGAGAAGGAGAAGGAGAAGGAGGUGAAGGCGAAGGAGUCUGUGUCCGCGUCUUCGCCGGCGGUGGCCGUCAAGGAAAAACCCAAGAAGGCGUCGGAGGAGGGCGAGAAGACGACCGGCGACAAGGAGGAUGGGAAAAGUGGCCCACUAGCAGUUCCAAAUAUAGGCAAUGGUCUCGAUCAUGAUACAUAUUCUUGGACUCAGACUUUGCAAGAGGUCACCGUUAAUGUUCCAGUCCCUCCUGGAACUAAAUCUAGGUUCAUUACAUGCGACAUAAAGAAAAAAGGUCUGAAAGUUGGCCUCAAGGGUCAGCCUCCAAUCAUUGAUGGGGAACUUUUCCAAUCUGUCAAAGUUGAUGAUUGCUUCUGGAGCUUAGAGGAUCAGAAAUCCAUCUCUAUUCUUCUGACAAAGCAUAACCAAAUGGAGUGGUGGAAGAGUCUGGUUAAAGGGGGUCCUGAGAUUGAUACUCAGAAGGUAGAACCCGAAACCAGCAAGCUAUCUGAUCUGGACCCAGAAACACGGUCAACGGUUGAGAAGAUGAUGUUUGAUCAGCGACAGAAGUCCAUGGGUCUUCCUUCAAGUGAUGAGGUGCAGAAACAAGAUAUUCUCAAGAAAUUCAUGGCUGAGCACCCGGAGAUGGACUUUUCGAGGGCAAAGCUAGCUUGAUUGGAGGAGUAGUUUACUUGGAGAAUCUACAUCUGAAAAGCAUGGGAGGAAGUGUGUGUGUGUCGUUUUAAGAGAGCUUUUGUUUGGCCUCCGGACUUCCUUGUCUAUCUUAAACAUGGUGGUCUGGUGUCUAUUAUGCUUCCUUGUGGAUUUUCUCUCUUUUGGAUUUGACAUUAUUAACUUGGUUGAUCCAUUUCAUAUACUAAAUGAAUUAGGUUUAUUUUAGUUUUAUUUUGCUUA
Cornus florida is the source of this 1375-nucleotide messenger RNA. Its product is annotated as protein BOBBER 1-like. Gene Ontology annotation, biological process: protein folding. The transcript has 6 exons. Bases 209 to 1135 code for a protein of 308 amino acids. The record is from RefSeq and is a predicted model, not a curated record. Gene Ontology annotation, cellular component: cytoplasm. NCBI's taxonomy places the organism in Eukaryota, Viridiplantae, Streptophyta, Magnoliopsida, Cornales, Cornaceae.